Sabethes cyaneus is the source of this 5781-nucleotide messenger RNA. Its product is annotated as cilia- and flagella-associated protein 44. The record is from RefSeq and is a predicted model, not a curated record. Gene Ontology annotation, molecular function: protein binding. NCBI's taxonomy places the organism in Eukaryota, Metazoa, Arthropoda, Insecta, Diptera, Culicidae. The transcript is spliced from 8 exons. Bases 1 to 5781 code for a protein of 1926 amino acids.
AUGUCCGAGGUCAGAAGCGAGUCUGUUAAAUCUCGUCAGAAGUCAUUAAUUUCUAGACCAAUAAGAGGUUCUUCUUGUAGUAUACCUGAUGAAAUACUUAAGUUUGACUACUCCUAUGGAUACGACUGCAAGCGCCCAUUUAACCUCUGUAAAAUCGAUGACGACGUUUUGGUGUAUGCAUCAGGAAAUCUGAUACACUUUUUCGAUGUGACAAAACAAACCGUUACCACCCGGAGAAGUUCAACCGGCGGUGGAAUUGGUUGCAUCCAGAUAAAUCCCAGUCCAGAACUGUGCCAUCUAACAGUGGGAGAAAAUGGCACCAACCCGCCAAUCAUCAUCUAUAAUUAUCCAGAGAUGACAGUUGUCAACAUCCUGAACAAUGGCACGGGUGAAGCUUACAGUCGGGUGGACUAUAGUACCGAUGGAGAACUGCUAGUGUCGCAGGGUUGUGAUCCCGACUAUAUGCUUACCGUGUGGAACUGGCGCGAUGGUGAGAUCAUAUUGCGCUGCAAGUCAUUUUCGAAUGACGUCAUAAAUGUGAUGUUUUCACCGUCCGUACCCGGCCAUCUGACAUCCUGUGGGCUCGGUCACAUAAAGUUCUGGAAAAUGGCUCAAACCUUCACCGGACUCAAGCUGCAAGGUGAACUUGGACGUUUCGGAAAGACUGAGAUAUCCGACAUCAUAGGGAUCCUGCCGAUGCCAGACGAAAAGGUUCUCUCUGGUUGUCAAUGGGGAAACAUCUUGGUAUGGGAAGCUGGUUUGAUAAAGCUAGAGGUUUGUCGCAAAGGACGCAAGCCUUGCCAUCAGGCUCCUAUAACGCAGAUUAGCGUUCGCGACGGCGAAGUCAUGACUAGCGGAAUGGAUGGAUUCAUUCGCAUUUGGUUCUGGGAAACGGUGGAAUUGGCUGACCCUCCCGAUGAUGACAGAAUGGUGCAAAUUGAACCCAUAAUGGAGUUCAAAAUUGGAACAGAAAUUUACACCAGUGAACUUACGUGUUUGAUCAAAAAACAGGGUGAUUUCGAAUGGUACGCUCAGGACGGUAAGGGUGGUAUUUGGGUAUGUGACAUAACUCCAGCAUAUAAGCCAGCAACUCCCCGUCAAUUACUUAAAUGUCAUUCCGGACCUAUAAUGGCUGUUCAAGCCAGUCCAACCUCCCAUCAUGUGGCCACACUGGGUGCCGAUGGCCGAUUGUUUAUGUACAAUUACCAAAAACAGAAAAUGAUUUUCAAUCAUCAAUUCAAAUCAAGUGGUCGAGCGAUGCUGUGGUUUCCUGUCUCUCUCGAUCCAACAGGGAUGGUGUUAGCUCUCGGAUUUGAAGACGGUUGCAUUCGAAUCGUUGCUGUUAAUUUUGAUGACAGCAAAUCAGAAUGUCCAGUACAACUUAUUCAGAUAAUAAAAUCCCACUCCAGUAGUAUAACGGUUCUUGCAAUGAAUCAAAGGGAAACAAUACUUGUGUCUGGUUCGGAAGACAAUUCAAUUUUUGUACAUCAGAUUAUUCGACAAUUUCCUAGUGUUACCAUCGAACCUAUCGGAAUGGUUUAUACGCCAUCCCCCGUAUCCACCAUCAAUUGGAAACCUAAAACACCCACAACUGUACUUAUCGGGUGUCUACAUGGACAGGUCCUGGAAGUAGAGCUUCCUGAAGAACCAGUUACUUACACCGAUAAGUCCUACCACCUGAAAAAUAUCGAUAUAAGACAACUAACGUUUCAAUCGGUAAAAUCGGAAAUCAAAAGAAAUAUACGCAUUGCAGAGAUUGAAGAGCGAAAGCAACAAAAACGCGCACGAAAAAUGAAAUCACUGGAAAGAAUACGGAUUGAAAAUCCAGGAGUGGAAAUUGAUGAAGUUGCCUUUUUAGAAGAUUCCGACGAUGAAGAAGAACUCGAACCAUUACACAUUCCAAAAAUCCCAAACGCUGUUCUGUGGGUUCAGUAUACUGCGGAAAACACUCUGUGGCUUUCGAUGGGUGGCUAUGAUGCAGGAUUCGUUUACGAGUAUGGGUUUGACGAUGAAGAUCCAUUAUCCUGUACCCCAGUGCACGGAGCAGAAGAUACGGAAAUUACUGCUUAUCUUUAUGAUCAAAACUACAUAGUGUUUGGUAUGGGUGACGGAUCCAUUCGUUUAAAUCGGGUGAAAAAAGAUUUCCGAGAUCUUAGCGAUUAUUGGACACUGAAUAUGCACUACAAUUUAAACGGAAAAGUAACUGGUCUGGCAUAUAGUUAUGACUAUCGCUAUUUAUUCAGCAUAGGAACUGAUGGCAAUCUGUUUUCCUACAAGUGGUAUGCAGAUACAGCUCCUAUUGAGUUACAGAAAACUAAAUCAUUGGAAAAGAAACGAGCUAGUGUACCCGAUAUUGUAGAUUUAGAAUAUCUUUCAUUGGAGGAACAGAAGAUUAAACAAGAAAACGACAGAAAAGCAAAGCUGUUGAAUGAUCGCAAGAAUCGUGUGCUUGAAACUAUUGCCGAAUACAGAAAACAAUUCGAAGAAAUUCUUGCACGAAAUGACGAGCUGCCGGAGUCGCAAAGAAUUCCGCAGGAAGAAUUUACUCUCGAUCAACGAAUCGUCGACGAUCUAGAACAGGAACUCCAAGCCGAGAUGGAUCUCGUUCGCCAGAAGACGGCUUUCGAUGUUGAAAAGGCUCGACUGUCCGGAGAAAAGCUCAAGCGAUUUUUUCUCGAUGGAAUCGAAAGCAUCCCCAUUCAGGUUCUUGGAGUUAGUGUAGCAACGUCGGUAAAGUCAUUUCGCAUUCACAAGCUAAGCGAAGAAUAUCACCAAACGGUAGCGGACUUGGAGGAACGAAUCAGGGAAGAAGAGGCACGUAAGAGACGUUUCAUGGAACUAUGUAAAACGCCGGAGGAUAGAAUGACGAAAGCUUCCGAACAGACCAGACUUGAUGUGCGCGAAGAUUCACAGCUUGACAGAAAAGAGUCAUUUCUUGAAGGUUUAACGCAGUCCACGAUAGAUUUCAAGCUGGAAUCUAAAAUGAGACGCCUACUAGCCAAGUACCGUGAGCGGAAGUCUAAGGAACGUAUCCGGAAGAUGGAGUGGGACGAGUUGAAGGCCAGAAAACCAGACCCUAAUGUCAAUCACCCCGACGAUGAUAUUGCUAUCAAAGAGGCAGCUAGCUCGAUCGGAGAUUAUAAGCUAAAAACGGAUCCAGAUUAUAACCCCGAAGAAAAAGAUCGUGAAACUACUCUUACCAAAUAUCGCGAUCUCCUGCAUGUUAGAGAAAAGUUGUUUACAAUAAAAAACGAUUACAACAAACAAGUUUUCGCCUUGCGGGGCAAAAAAAUGGAGCUAUUAAAAUAUGUUGAAAUGAAAAACAAAAAAUUGCUGGAAAUUCAUGAAGAGUUACCCGAAGAAAAACGAAAAAUGUCUUCGAUUGACAUAAAAAUAAAUCCUGAUUUGGAAUUUCCGGAAAACGAAUUCAAGCUGGACGUACCGGAAGAGGCAACAGUUCACCCGCAAACCUCACCCGAAAAGACAUGGACACAGAAGCAGGCGGAGUACUCAGAUAAAGUUCUAAAAUAUGCCCUUGGGUUGGCACCAUCGCCGGAUGGAACACCCUAUGUACCUAUCGGUACAGACCGAGAAAAGGAGAUGCGUGAAAUUCGACUCACCAGAAAGCUUUUUAAACAGGAUAAAAUUAUUGCGAAAAUCACGGAUCGGGUAAAUGAUUUUGACCGGCAAAUAGAGCAACUUGCUGAAAAUCGUAUACAAGUUGAAGUCGAUGCAAAAUACCUUGAAAUUCAUCAACUCACACUCUAUCAGGAAUUAUGGAUAUUGAAGGAUUUCGAAAAAAUUGAACAAAAAAUGAUUAACUCUGUGGAAGAAUUAACUAUUGAGCGUAACGGACUUCAGAAGGAUAUGAUCGCAGCAAAUUACUCCAUAGAGCAAACUAAACAAGAAAUGGAUAUGAUUCGAAAGGAACAGAAGGUUGUAAUUCAGGAGUUUACAGCAAACUGUUCAGAUAAUUCUUUUGCUGUUUUUCUUAAGAGAAUUUUCAAGAAGAAAUAUAGACCUUGUCGAAUUAACAAUGAUCGGUACGAAACGGAAUCAUCGAGUGAAUAUUCCUCCGAAGACAUUGACGCUCUGGAAAACGCCGUGGACGGUGAAGUCAGUAAAAUAUUUCUCGAUGAGCAACCUUGCCCGAACGGGUGUGAUCCUGAUUUGUAUGAGCUGACAAUCAAAUUGCGAAACCAAAAGAAUGAGCUAGAGAAAAAGUAUUACGAGGAGAACAAAACACUUAACGAGACGAUUAAAACAAUGGAGACUAUAAAAAUGAAGAUAUCUCUUGUACAAACGAGACUUGCCGAUAAGAACAAGGAGCUGAUGAAUUUUCGGCGCGAGAAACAAACCCGUUUGAACGACAUAAACACUUUGGUUAUUUUAAAGAUGGAUCAAUUGCAGUACUUCAGAACAGAAGCCGAAUUUUAUGACAUCGAAAAUAGUUUGCUGUUUAACAAUGAAAAAUUAAUGAAACUAUAUGCUCGUGUUGGUCAACUGGCGAUGGAAACGCUCGAAACGAAAAGGAAACAUAGAAUCAAUGUUGUUCAUCUAGCCAGAAUGCGCACUGAUAUCAAGUACAUGGAUCAACAGAUUAUAGAACUCAAAGAGCAAAUCAUUGAGGCAAUGAUUAAGAAAUUUGGUAGAGUCAUAAACUUAGAUGAACUAGAAGAAACAAUUUUAAGAAAGUUUGCAUUCGAAAUGAGAGCCAAUAUGGACGAUGUCAGGAAAAGCUAUGCAGAACGGGUUAGGGACCUGAAGGUCAUCUAUUCCAAGAAACAAGAGGAACUAGCAAGAGUUAUUCAAGAGGGAACGGAAAAACUACACGUAUUGACGGUACUUCAAGAAGAGUAUAAUAAUUUAACAAAAAUGUUGGCAAAUCAAAAAAAGUUUUUGGAAAGAAAAGAGCAAGAACCGGUGAAUUACGAAGCAGAUCUUGUCAAAUUAAAAGAGAUAGCCAAAGCUCAAAAGGAGCAAAUCAAUAUGCUGCAACGAGAAAUUCGCACACUCAGCAUCAAAUGCAAACCACUCAGCACAGAUGGAGCUCAGAUCAUUGAACCCGCUGUCGGACAAGAAAGAACAGCAAGAGUUCCGGAUGAUUCAACGUAUCCAAACGUAAUGGACUCGGCACCACCUAGUACCAGAGCCAGCUCGCCAGAUAACUUUUUGUACAAUGAAAUUUCCUCUCUGGUAGAUGACUUUUUAACUGAUCAUCUUGGAACGAUUGUGCAGAAAUCUGAUAUCAAGCGAGUCGUAACGCACUUAUCGCACUACUUAUCCAACAUUAUAGCAAACUUCGCACCUGAACAUGCAAGCGAUUUACUGCCCCACAUCAUCGAAAACUUCAAAUCCUUUAUACCCGAGGAGCUACUUCUAACGAUACCUCCCCAAUCAAUUGCCGAGUUAAUCGAAAAUAUCUUCCGUACUUUCAAGGAAGGAUACGAUAUUGAUACGAAAGAAAUAUUGAACGAAAUAGUCAACAAUAGCUUGGAAAUGGUUCCCCCUGCUUCUCAAAACUACUCGCAUAAUAUUCUUGCUGACAUUCUCAAACAAGUAUUGUCAACUCUUCACAUAACAGACAUCAACCAUCCCGAAACAGUGACCUUCAUAGCCAAUGGCCUCCGAAAUAAACCAGGCAUUGAUCCAGCCGCGGUUAACAUUGACCUGCUUUCGACGGAACUGCUGCAGUACUCGUCGGAAAACAUGGUCGAUGACGUCAAUCACAGCACAAUCAAGCUAAUAAUCAGCGGAAUCCUACAACAGAGCUCCACAUAA